CAGGAGUGCAGUGGCCUGGGGGACAUGCCCGGCUCCUUCGUGCCCACGGUGACGGCCAUCACCACCAGCCAGGACCUGCAGUGGCUGGUGCAGCCCACCCUCAUCUCCUCUGUGGCCCAGUCGCAGCCCCCAGGGGCACCCAUGGCGCACCCCCCUCCCGUCGAUCCCUAUGACCUCCCAGGACCCAGCUACUCCACGCCGGGCAUGGGUGCCUUUGCCACAGGGCCAGCGGUGCCACCGCCGGCACGUUCCACCCGUGCCCGCCCCCGGCGCAGCCGCGAGGAGACGCUGACACCGGAGGAGGAGGAGAAGCGCCGGGUACGUCGUGAGAGGAACAAGUUGGCAGCGGCCAAGUGCCGUAACCGGCGCCGGGAGCUGACUGAUCGGCUGCAGGCGGAGACGGACCAGCUGGAGGAGGAGAAAGCCGAGCUGGAGUCGGAGAUCGCAGAGCUGCAGAAGGAGAAGGAACGUCUGGAGUUCGUCCUGGUGGCCCACGCCCCAGCCUGCAAGCUCCCCUUCGAGGACGUCGGCUCCUUGGGUGCCGGCCCCGCCGAG
This is a messenger RNA of Leptosomus discolor (cuckoo roller), 555 nucleotides long. Lineage: Eukaryota; Metazoa; Chordata; Aves; Leptosomiformes; Leptosomidae. The record is from RefSeq and is a predicted model, not a curated record.